Molecule: messenger RNA, 876 nt
Organism: Peromyscus leucopus (white-footed mouse)
Lineage: Eukaryota; Metazoa; Chordata; Mammalia; Rodentia; Cricetidae
Gene: Gpx1
Product: glutathione peroxidase 1
Exons: 2
Biological process (GO): hydrogen peroxide catabolic process; response to hydrogen peroxide; glutathione metabolic process
Cellular component (GO): cytosol; mitochondrion
Molecular function (GO): glutathione peroxidase activity
Source: RefSeq, a predicted model, not a curated record
GGGAGGUGCUGGACUCAGACCGCGCUAGUCUGGAUUCUGUUUUGAGUUCCGACACCCUUGCAGUAUGUGUGCAGCUCGGGUCUCCGCGGCGGCUCAGGCCACCGUGUAUGCCUUUUCCGCGCGCCCGCUGGCGGGCGGGGAGCCUGUGAGCCUGGGCUCCCUGCGGGGCAAGGUGCUGCUCAUCGAGAAUGUCGCGUCCCUCUGAGGCACAACGACCCGGGACUACACCGAGAUGAACGAUCUGCAGAAACGCCUCGGGCCUCGUGGCCUGAUGGUGCUCGGUUUCCCGUGCAAUCAGUUCGGACAUCAGGAGAAUGCCAAGAACGAAGAGAUUCUGAAUUCCCUCAAGUAUAUCCGACCCGGUGGGGGGUUCGAACCCAACUUUACAUUGUUCGAGAAGUGUGAGGUGAAUGGUGAGAAGGCCCACCCGCUCUUUACUUUCCUGCGGGAGUCCUUGCCAGCACCCAGUGACGAGCCCACUGCGCUCAUGACCGACCCCAAGUACAUCAUUUGGUCUCCGGUGUGCCGCAACGACAUUGCCUGGAACUUUGAGAAGUUCCUGGUGGGCCCCGACGGUGUUCCAGUGCGCAGAUACAGCCGCCGCUUUCGCACCAUCGACAUCGAACCUGACAUAGAAGCCCUGCUGGCCCAGCAGCCCAGCAGCUCCUAAGGUGUUCCUGGCAUCCGGGUUUGGUGAUCACUGGCUGCACUCUGAGGGGAGUUCUUCCAUGAUGGUGUUAUCUCUAAAUAUGCAUGGAGAAACACCUGAUUUCCCGGGAAAUCCCCUCGGAUGGGCGCUGGUCUUGUCCAUCCCCGCUGCCUUUCUGCCUAAACAAAGGUGAUUUUCACCACUAAUAAAGAGCUGAAUGUCAAGAA